Molecule: messenger RNA, 1062 nt
Organism: Ustilago hordei
Lineage: Eukaryota; Fungi; Basidiomycota; Ustilaginomycetes; Ustilaginales; Ustilaginaceae
Exons: 1
Coding region: 1-1062 (353 amino acids)
Molecular function (GO): pseudouridylate synthase activity
Source: RefSeq, a predicted model, not a curated record
AUGGUUCGAUCGACAAGGAUGCUAAGCCAAGCGGCACGGGCUCUCAUACGUUCGCCUCACCCCACGCUCUCGCUCUCGCCCGCUGUUCGAUCCGCAUUGUCACCUGCGACGAGAGCACCUCUCGUUGCGCUCGAGUCCACCAUCAUCACGCACGGGCUGCCCUAUCCGUACAACCUGGAAGUGGCACAAGAGCUCGAGCAGACGGUUGUCGACCAUGGCGCUGUGCCAGCUACCAUUGCGCUUCUCGAAGGGAAGCCUCUGGUCGGACUUGAUCAGCAGCAGCUCGAAAGACUGGCACAAUGCGCCAUUGACCCGAGCAAGAAUCAGGCAAUCAAGGCAAGUCGUCGUGAUAUUGCACAUGUGCUAGCCAAAGGCAAGGGCACCAUUGGCGGUACGACUGUGAGCGGAACGAUGGUACUGGCACACAUGGCCGGCAUCCCCAUCUUUGCCACCGGCGGAAUCGGUGGUGUGCACCGCGGUGCUGAGUCUACCAUGGACAUUUCAGCCGACUUGACCGAGCUAGGUCGCACAGCUGUUGCCGUCUUCUGCUCUGGACCCAAAUCGAUCCUCGAUAUCCCACGGACCUUGGAAGUUCUCGAAACAUAUGGCGUCUUGGUCACCACCUUCAACUCUAGCGGCGAAUUCCCUGCUUUCUACACCUCCAACUCGGGCCUCCACGUGCCCUUCGCUGGCAGCGACGCUCAAGCAGCCUUCUCCAUCUUUGCCAACGCCCAACUCGGCAUUCAGAGCGGUCAAGUCUUUGCCAACCCCAUUCCUGCCGAGUGGAACGAAGUCGGCCAAAAGAUUCAGCAAAGUGUCGAGCAAGCGGUACGCGAAUCAAUCGAGCAAGGAAUUGACAAAAGGGGCAAAGAGGUUACCCCAUGGCUGCUCAAGAGGCUGGCAGAAUUGAUACCGGAGAGCAAAGAGAGCAACAGGGCGCUCGUGGUGAACAAUGCAAAGAAGGCGGCGCAGGUCGCUGUAGAACUCGAUCGGAUCGAGAAGGAGGUAGAGCAGGCAGGCAACACUCACGCCCUUGGUGGAGUCCAAUCGACGGUGAGUUGA